GCUCCUCCCCCUCUGUCUCGUCAUCACUGUACGGAACUGCGCUCUGAUCAUCACAGAAUAUUACAGAUAUUAAAUCUGUCAGAUCUAAACAACGGAUCAAACUAAGAAUAGAGAUCGUCUGUGGAAGUGACAGCUUUGUUUUGUGGAUCAUUUGAAGGUACCGUAUAUAAAUCUCUGCACCUGAUGCCCAUCUGCGCUGCCAGCGUCCCGCUCCAGUGACCCACAAUGAAAGCUCUGAUCCUGGUUGGUGGCUAUGGCACGAGGUUACGGCCGCUCACUCUCACCGUGCCCAAACCUCUGGUGGAGUUCUGCAACAAACCCAUCCUGCUCCAUCAAGUGGAGGCUCUGGUCAAGGCUGGAGUCCGUCAUGUGAUUUUGGCAGUGAGCUACAUGUCUGAGCUGUUGGAGCGAGAGAUGAGAGCUCAGGAGCAGAGGCUUGGAAUAAAAAUCUCCCUUUCACAUGAGAAGGAACCUUUAGGCACUGCUGGUCCUCUGGCUUUGGCGCGAGAGCUGCUGACCGAUAACGAGGAGCCUUUCUUCGUCCUCAACAGUGAUGUUAUCUGUGAUUUUCCCUUCGAAGACAUGCUGAAGUUCCACCAGCAGCACGGCAGAGAGGGAACCAUUGUUGUGACAAAAGUGGAAGAGCCAUCUAAGUAUGGUGUGGUGGUGUAUGAAGGAGACACCGGACGAAUACACCGUUUUGUGGAGAAACCUCAAGUGUUUGUCUCCAACAAAAUCAAUGCUGGGAUGUACAUCUUCAGCCCUGCCAUGCUGAAAAGAAUCCAGUUGCGGCCCACUUCCAUUGAGAAGGAAAUAUUUCCUGUGAUGGCUGAGGAGGGACACCUUUAUGCCAUGGAGCUGCAAGGUUUCUGGAUGGACAUUGGCCAGCCCAAAGACUUCCUGACAGGCAUGUGCAUGUACCUGCAGUCUGUACGGCAGCAGGCCCCCGAGCGGCUCCGUACCGGGCCAGGCUUCCUCGGAAACGUUCUUGUGGACCCAACAGCGGUGAUCGGUGAAAACUGUACCAUCGGGCCCAAUGUGACAAUCGGAGCCGGAGUGGUUCUGGAGGACGGUGUGAGAGUCAAGCGCUGUACCGUCCUGAAGGGGGCACACAUACGCUCCCACUCCUGGCUGGAGUCCUGCAUCGUGGGAUGGAGCUCUUCAGUGGGGCAGUGGGUGCGGAUGGAGAAUGUAACAGUCCUGGGUGAAGACGUGAUCGUGAACGAUGAGCUCUACAUCAACGGUGCCAAUGUUCUGCCUCAUAAAUCCAUCGCAGACUCUGUUCCUGAGCCGCGGAUCAUCAUGUGAAGCCCCUCACAAAGUGCCCCGAGUGUGUAAUCGCUGGAUGACAGGAGAAUCGACCACUGUGCUUUUAGGAGCGUGAUGGGAAUGGUGUUAUUUGUGAAGAAUCUGAAGUAUGCAGUUACUGACUGUGGUUUUUUAGAAAGUGCUGCUGCAGGAAAAAUCACAUCUAUAGUAGAUGAUCUCCAGCUAAAAGGCUGCACCACACAUUUCUACCCUGUCAAGUGCUUUUUUUGAUGAUUUCCCUCUGUCUGCAUUGUGUUCCCUAUUACUGACAAUUAGACUAGGACUCACCUUGCUUUUGUGCAUUUUGUUGAUUUUGAGACAGUAGUAAACUGUCUAGUUUGUAUUAUUUUCAUUGUGUUUUUCCAUUUAUAAACAGGGGCAUGUAAAGCUUUCAGGAUAAAACUUGGUGCCUGUAGAAAGAAUGAGAAGUAUGUUUAUGUAUCAGAUGAUGCAAAAGCUGAUUACUGUAAAGUUGUAGUGUGUACUAAAUUAUGCAAAGCAUUUUUCAUUCAUCGCUCAAGGAAAUGUGAUGGUUACUAUC
Messenger RNA from Carassius carassius (crucian carp), 1849 nucleotides. It is a transcript of the gene gmppb, whose product is annotated as GDP-mannose pyrophosphorylase B. The transcript is spliced from 10 exons. Bases 226 to 1308 code for a protein of 360 amino acids. Gene Ontology annotation, molecular function: GTP binding; mannose-1-phosphate guanylyltransferase (GTP) activity. Lineage: Eukaryota; Metazoa; Chordata; Actinopteri; Cypriniformes; Cyprinidae. Gene Ontology annotation, biological process: cell wall mannoprotein biosynthetic process; GDP-mannose biosynthetic process. The record is from RefSeq and is a predicted model, not a curated record. Gene Ontology annotation, cellular component: cytoplasm.